Molecule: messenger RNA, 7469 nt
Organism: Pocillopora meandrina
Lineage: Eukaryota; Metazoa; Cnidaria; Anthozoa; Scleractinia; Pocilloporidae
Source: the annotation of a GenBank genome assembly
AUGGAAACUGAAUCCACAUCGACUGAGUUAGGUAGGGCUGGACGGGAAAAUAUAUUGCCCGAGGUCAUGACGUUUGGACUGACCUUAGCGAAGUUCAAGCGUCACAACCGCCAGCCAAAUAUUUCCCCGUAUAUCUCUCCCAGUCAGUAAUUCUUAAUUCUUGUCCCUCAACAUCGUAUAACAAUGAACUGAGUUUGUAUCCAUUCAUUUGCUUUCAGCUUGUCCAAUGUCGUUACAUGUCUUUCUUCAUGAUGGCUGGAUGUUCCCUAUUUUGGCGUCACUGCCAAAAAAGGACAAGAACCACACUGCCCAACAUGCAUGGCUCGUCGACACUGCUUCGCCCAGAUCAUCCAAAAAACCUGGAAGGUAUCUACUGAUAGCUUGUUUUGUAAGAGCUGAUUUUGACUCUUAAUCAACCUGUUCUCCUGUUAACUCCCAAAUAAAUUCCUACUAAACGUUUUGAAAUUCGAAUGUAGAUUUAAAGAUGAGAAAGUAGGUUAGCAUCACCCGUUAGGCGUUUUUCUCUUACUUUCGUAAGUACAAACACCAACAAAGGUUUUUCGCCCGGUCUCUGACUUUGGCCAGCUUUUCGGUGGUGUUUAGGUUACGAUCCAGACUCCCAAUUUGCUGGAAUAAUUAAGCAAUCAUUAUAUUCAAACCCAAAUAUGCCGUCAAGCGUAAGUUUUGACGGGGCUAGCAAACUCAACGGUCAACUGUUGAGCAUGCGCAAAAGGAUCAACUUUGCCCAGCCGCGCACCAAUUCCCCACGAAAAAUUUGAAACAUUUCGUUUUGAGCUUGACAAUGAAAAUGUAUAACGUACUUGAACUAACCGGCUUGCCCGGCUGUUCGUUCUUUCUGUGGAAACACCUAAUUCUGACAGCCCGAAAGCAAGCCCCGCAGCCGUUACAAAGUUCGCACAUGCGCAGUCGUUUGACGGCUUCGUGUGCCAGAAAGCCCUCUAUGCAAUUGACCUUUCAAUUGUUAUUGUUUGACUGAUAGUUUCUGGUGUGCCUCGGGAGAAAGCCAGAGAAUAGAAUUUCUGGUAGUGCUGCUUCACCAACCAUUUGCGAUAUCAGCGAUUGCUACCCAAGGAGCAGUUACAGAAAGGAGUUGGGUCAGCAGUUAUCUCUUCUAUGGCAAAUUUGACAAUGACCCUAUUCAUCUAGCCACUGACGACAAAGGACACAUCAAGGUGGCUUUCAUAACAAAUGUUCUAUGUAGUUACUUGAAAUUAGUAUCCCAAUUCAAGGAAAAGAGGGCGCUAAGACCCGUUGUUAACAUUGUUUGUAGUGUACAUUCAAAAAAUGGAGAAAUUAUAGUCAUUCAUUUUCGUCAUUCUUUUUCUUAUCUUUCUAUUACAUUCAUUUAUUUUACUUCUUUCAUUUUUUUUCCAUAUAAAUCGAAAAUACUGUCUACAACUCACUAAUGGUAAAAUGUUUUAGGUACCUUUUGCUGUAGAGAAAUUCAAAGAUGGAAAAUAAACCAUUGACUUACAAGUUAGAUCAUUUGUUUUCAACAGCACCUUCAUGCCGCUUUUUUUUUUUUUUCAGGAGUUUAAGGGAAACUCGGACCAGUCCUCUAUCGUCCGUCACUGGCUGAAGCAUCAGAUAUAUGCUACAUAUCUUGCUUUAUACCCUACAUCUUAUGUUGGUCGGAUGUGUAUGAGUAUCGAGAUAUAUGGAUGCCGCGCUAGCGACAUAUCCAUGUUGACACCGUUUCCAUCGAAGCAAAGGCAGCGAGAAGGUAAGACUUAUUAAAACUGUGAAGUUAAAAGUAUAUCAAAGACUUUCAAGAUUUUCUCUACCCCUUUUCAUUCUCGUGUGUCUCGAUGAUGGUAAAAUUUAAUUGACCAUUAAAAUUUUGCACGUCGUUUUUUUGCAGAAUUCAUUCGCUGUAAUCUGACCAAACAGCCUGGUAAUUGUAGGGCUUCAUCUCCCAGAUGGUUUUUUAACAGGAAAACUAAACAAUGUGAACCGUUUAGUUAUGGUGGAUGCAAUGGAAACCUCAACAACUUUUUAUCUGAAUAUGACUGUUGGAAAGGAUGUCGAGGUAAAUGCAAACAUUGCUGUACGCGUGCGAUUAGUCUAAACGCCACACGUGACCAGAUAUGCGGUAGCUAAAACUGUCAAAUAUCAAAUGAUAUACUCCAAGUGAUAUUCCCCAGUUGCAAACUGUUCGUCCACGACGAUGAAAGCCUUCGUUUUGAGUUUGAUUCAAGAUUAGAGAGCGUUAAGCUGUUGUUACAAAACGAGGGACAUGUUAAGAAAGUCGCACCAGAGAACACUGAAAGUAAAGAUCCGCGCAACAAACGCUAAGCUGUUCUUAAACAGUUUUUUUCCACGCGUUGCAAAAUGUUUGAAGGAUAAUAAACUCAAUAGCACCCAUUUGGUGAAAAAUAUGCUUGUAUGUUUGUCCUGAAAGAGUAUCUCUUCCUAGUAUCUUACAGUUAUCGUCGAGUUUCGCUCUUGAAAGCUUUUCGCAUCUAGGAACAGAUAAUUUUCGCAGACAAACAUCAAAUGUAUAUCAGUUUUCGCGCUCGCUUAAUGGUGGCUCCUGUUUAUAUUUACUGAAUCACCAGUUGGGGAAAAUGAUUCACGUUAGUGUUGCUAUCCUAAAUUUACUUUUGGCUGGAAGAAAACACUUCUCCCGUGUAUUAGAAAUAAAGUAAAACAAAUAUUAGUCGAUGUCAUCUCGGGAACAAAAGUGUCAAAUUCACUAUAACGCUAUUGAAAGGUACGUAUCUCCGGCUGAACUUUUUGGUCUAGAAAAAAGUAUAACGCUGUCAUAAAAGAAAACAUUUUCAGGAUGACUUGCAAGUUUUGUUUCGAUAUUUCCAGGCUCUGUCAGAACCGUUAGUUACAAACGUUCACCCUUGAAGCCUUCUCGAAAAGCCAUAAUAUUGUUUUCUUUCGUUCCUUACCGCAAAGCCAAACAUUUGUAAAUGUGUGCAUCAGGAUAAGCAAGAAGUUUUACAAAUGAACCGAAAACUUGUCUCAGAAAGUUUGUAAAGUUUGGAGCGAGAAAUUGAGUUCAAGAUGUAUUUCAACAAAAGCUGUCCUCGAUCCCUUCCCUUGCUCGGUUCAAGUCUAAUAAAAUUCUUGAGUAAACUGUGCACAACUUCGUCAAUUGAUGUUUGUGCAACAAUUUUAUCACCUACAUAAAACAUAAUCUGGUUCUAACCGGAUUGUCCGUGAUUAAGAGAUUGAGUCUAGAUAGGUUUUGUUUUCUGGGACCGAGAUUUAGUGCCUGUUGUCCUCUUUUUGCAGUUUUUUUCUUUUUGAAGAAAAAAUGUUGAAUCCUUAAGGACACGAGAAACUUCCCGAGAUUGAUAGGUGUCCGAAUGACAAGAGUAUCCGUAAGGACAGGCUCAACACUAUAUUUUUCACUCUCUCAAUGUUUCCAGCAUUUCUAGAUUGCAAGAAAAGGUGUCACGCUCCUUUCUCUCGCUGCGUGAACAACAACAGAAGCGAAGAGGAAUGCGAAUGCAUUCAGGAAUGUCCUAAAGUGAUGAAAGAAGUUUGUGGCUCAGAUAAUGUGACGUAUGACAACGAAUGCCUGUUGAAGAAAGCAGCUUGCGAAAAAUUCACUGGAAUAGAGAUCGUGAAAAAAGGACCCUGUACAGGUAUGUAACCAAACUGUUUGGCGUGGCAUGUUCAAGGCGUCCUACAGCAGACACGAAAGGAACAACUUGAGUUAUAAUUCUCAAGACAUUUUUAAAUGUCUUUAAAAAGGUGAACAAAAGUGACGAUAAUUUACAGCGAAUAAGACAAAUUCGAAAAAAAGCUAACAUCCAUACACUGAAUUAAGACUCAAUGCUUAUUCAGAAAGAGAAGAGAGGAAGAGAAACCCAAUGGGCAAGACAUUAUUUCAUGGCCCUCAUACUUUAAAGAUGGCUGAACUCCCUGUUCCCGCUGCCACGACAAAAACGACAAAUGUUGUGUAGCUUGUACUAUGUGGGUGCUCGAUAUCAUUAGUAGCGGCUGUGCCCCUUCUAUUAUUUAUAUACCUCUUUCCCAAUUAUCUCAGUAUUCUUUUUCCCAUUCCACUCGCAGCCUCGCAGCCUUUCCUCAUAGAUCCCAUAAAACCGCUAACUAAACGGGUUAUUGUAAUUUGACCUCCACUCCCCCCCCCUACGCUCCCCCCUCCUUCAACCUUCUGACAUUUUAAAUCAAGCAGUUUUCUUUAAAAAGAUCAUAUGUAUAUGAUCACUCCUUAGCCCCGUUCUAAUACGCUAGCGCAGGACCUCCUUGUUUAAAAAUUAUGUCCUCCUUUCUUACGUCAACUUACACUGUAUAACAACUGAGUUCGAUCUUAUUUACUUCUUAAAAGCAUGUAUGUCUUCACUGGGAUUGGAAAAUGGACAAAUAAGAGACAAUCAGAUCUCGGCAUCCUCAGAACUCGACAAGCAGCACGCCGCCAAACAGGGAAGGGUUUCCCUGAUCAGCUCUCCUCAAGACAGGUAUGACAUAGGGUUGAGGUUGGUCCCCUUUUAGGCCAUGUCUUAAUACAUUGUAAAUGUUACUUAAGAAAUACCGAGAAAUCUUGGGAAAAUAGAUUUUUCCUACUGGGGUUCGAGUCUUUCGGAUCGAGCGGGGUUCAAGCUUGCGAAGGUAAGAUCGCAAAAAAUGUACUAAUGAAUUUCAUGAGAUAUUGAUAUUGGUUCGGGUUAAUAUAGGGCCUGGUUAAUCAGGAAUCAAAAGCAUUUUGCAGCGAAUCCAAUAUCAUGGAAAGAAAUAUAUGUUGCUGUCUUGCCUCCAGCUCCUGGUGCAGUACUCCAACUCUCGACAUGGGAACACAAUAUCUACAAGUGGAUUUGCUGUCAGUCCAUGUUCUGUCAGGAUUUUCUACCCAAGGCGCCGUCACAGAAAAGUUUUGGGUGAGCAGAUAUCUGGUUCGUUACAGCUUGGAUGGUACUGACUGGAUAUUAAUCGACGGAGCAGAAAAAAAUUACGAAAAACGUUACGAAGGAAGAAGCAAGGUGACUCUUGGAUAAUUUUAUGUUCAAUUAUCUAAUAGUUAACCUUUCACAUCACACUCAAAUAUAGCCAUUGCCACCUACUACAGACACGAUUUCAUGAGUCCUUUCGUAAGAGAGCCCAAAUAACUCCCCACAAAAAAUGCUUACAACACAUUCUUAUGCUUAAAUUGAAGGGAAAACUGUUUACUAGAGUCUUGAGGUUAAUCUUUGGUUCUUCAGUGAUUGUUAAGCAUUGUCAAGACUUCUCUGUGGAAACGGCGCUGAUGUUGCUAUUUUUUGCGGGAAUUUAUUAAUACUUCCUACUAAGGAUGAAAUAGAAAGUGUUGGCGUAUAGGAGACAUUCAACUGACUACAAGUAGUUAAUUGAUUCAUCAAAUAAAAUCCUCGUCAAAACAGAAAACUUUAACGAUGGAGAAAAAAACCCAUUCAUUUAAACGUUAGAUCAUCAUCGUGCGACAUUGACCAACUGAAGUUCUUUUUCAAAUCUAAAAGCAAUUUCAGGGAAAUACGAACCAGUCCUCUAUCGUCCAUCACUGGCUGAAGCUUCGUCUCCAUACUCGUUUUGUUCGUUUCUCUCCUACCUCUUUUUUCGGUCAGCGGUGCAUGCGUGUAGAGCUUUACGGUUGCAAGGAGUCAUACACGGAUAAAGGUAAUAUUUCUUACAAUUUUUGUGGAUGAAUUGCUGAUAAAUGUUUUUGACAGAUCAGAUUACCAUUUGGAAUCUUAAAUGCAGUCAGUGCCAUUUUUUUGAAAAUACUCUUGACGGUGAUGGAAAGUAUGUGUGUCCUUGAGCACCUGUCUCCUCAAAGCAGCAAUACUGGCCAAUUCUCUCCACCCGAGAAUUAGACUUUAUCUUUUCCAUAAACCUUUGUGGUUUUCAAAGAUGGCGAGAAUUUGAAUUUGCUUGUGUUGACGAUUUACAUUUUUACAAGCUUCAGCAGUUCCUGCUGCGCUCACUCGUGAGCUGUCGAGUUAAACAUUCGAAGAGAAAUUCCUUAUCUACGUGCACCCAUGUGUUAUUCUCUAUAUCUAUUCCAUAAACCUCCGCAGUUUUCAAAGAUCACCUCUUAGGCUGCAACAAAAAGUGUUCUUCUCCGUUUUCUCGCUGCGUGAAGCACAAGGGAAACGAAGAAAAAUGCGAGUGCAUUCAGGAAUGUCCUAAAGCUGUGAAACAAGUUUGUGCCUCGAAUAAUGUCACAUAUGACAACGAGUGUCUGUUGAAAAAAACAGCCUGCGCAAAGGAAGAAGAACUAACUUUGGUGAAAAACGGAGCUUGUACAGGUAUUUCUUUUUCAAAGAAGCUUUUUGCUAUGUCUGAAUCAUCAGAUGCACCUCUGGAGUAAAUGUGAACCAAGAAAAUAUAAAAUGUAUAUUCUCUUGAUGUAAACGGUAAUCUAAUUCAUUACUGAUUUCACCAACUUUCCUUGUAAUCCUCAAAACACAUUCAGCUGGUGCGACACAAAAAUUAUCUUUUUUCACAUCAGAUGCAAAAGUGUUCACGUUGUAAGUAUUCUCUGAUGAUUCGGCAGACUCACUGUCUGCCCAUCACGGGAAUUACUUAAUUUACUCCUUCCCAUGUCCUUGGGUGAUAGUUAGUACCAAGAACACACAACUUUUGAUCUAUAUCUUUGGUUCAGUAAAGGUAUUUAGUCCGUAAAGUUUGUGGAUCGGAUCGAAGAACUUACAAAUAUUUUUGUGAACUCAAGAAACGUGCUUGUUAGAAAAACAAACGCAUAUCAUUUGCUUUACAUAGUUAAUGUGAAGGUUGGUAGAUUAGUUCAACUGAACACUUCAUUAUCACUCUAUGAGUGUCGUUGUCACAUCGGGCAAUCAGAAGAAGAUAAAAUAAGUUUAAGAGCCAAUCAAAACUCGGAGUAAAACCAACCAAACGGCCUAAAGCGCGGGAAAACGUGAGGGACCAAAUCGUGAUUCAUUGCAGUUUUGCAUCUGACUGGUUGAGGGAGUGGUGUUUUCUGGACCAAUCGCAGAGCGAAGCGAUGCAAAGCCGAAGCAAUUUCGGAUCAUUAUUGUCACUCAAUCAAUAUGUUUUAACUAUGCUAACAAGCAUAUUUCUGGCUUGCUUGGCAGGUAUCUAAACAAACUAUUUUCCAAAAGGUUUUGGCCAGUUUUUGUUCCAUUUUAGUAACUGCUAUUUCGCCGAGCAUACUCCCUGAAUGUUUGAGGUUUCUUAAAAAUAUCUUAGGAAAGGGAUGAAUUUAUAGAUCUCACUGCAUUUUUUUUCCUUUCUUUCUUCAGUACCAUUUUAUGACGUUGAUUCUCAAGAGAAGUCGUCUGGUACAAUGAAGUCAGUUUACAUCUUCACCUUUUUGUCAGGAUUACUUUUGUCACUUACUGUGUUGCUAAUUGAAAACUUUUAUCAGUAAUUGUCAUACCUAAACCUUUUGUCAGUCAAUGUACAACUUACAACUGAUAUAUUUAAACUUGUUCUUUUACUUAAGCGUCAUUGCAAUCCGGUAUAAGCCAAAAUAA